Messenger RNA from Fusarium pseudograminearum CS3096, 882 nucleotides. RefSeq lists its product as uncharacterized. The record is from RefSeq and is a predicted model, not a curated record. Bases 1 to 882 code for a protein of 293 amino acids. NCBI's taxonomy places the organism in Eukaryota, Fungi, Ascomycota, Sordariomycetes, Hypocreales, Nectriaceae. The transcript is spliced from 2 exons.
AUGACCAAGCCAGAGCACCGCCAUAUGUACCGUCCCAAGAUCUCGACCUUGGAGAACAACCCCAUCUCUCCUCUCCUCCCAUACGGCUCUUUAAUCCUCGCAUGCUGUGUCAUAUGCAUAGCCCUCAUCACCAACUGCCUAGAACGAUGGCUCCUCCCACGCAUCUACAAAAGAUUCUACCCGGAUCUCGAAAAAGAUGAGAGACGGCGCCGCUCCUUUACCUAUUUCCACGUCGGCGCCUUUAUCCUCAUCUCUCUCGUGAUAUCGACUGGGUAUCCCAUAAUGGACUUUCUGGUAGGCGACGCCGUAUUUAGCGCGCCUGUGGUAAACGGCGGCAAAGUCACGGUUGGCGACCAUCUGCUGGUCGCGACAGAAGUUUACUGCGCCUAUUACAUCUUCGAGAUGUGCUUUCGUACAAAAUUUGCGAGCUACAUCAGUAUUGCGCAUCAUAUUGGGUUGCUCAUUAUUGCGCAGACUGCGUUGAGUCUUUUCGCCGACCCAAGAAAGAAUCACGAAGCGACAGUAGAGUUUUACAUGUGCAUGGUCUGGGGCACUUUCGACGUUGUAGUAGAAAUCCCCAUCUUCCUUACCAUGAUUAUAUGGCGAAUAAAGCGAGACAAUGCUUUGCUAUUGUCUCGCCUUGCAUUUGGAUGCUGUGUCUGGGCGGUUGUUGCUGCCAUCACAGAGACCAUCGUCACUAUACAUCUCCUCCAAAGCUCUUGGAAUCAAUGGGGUCUCGAGUGGAAGAUUAUUACCCCAGUUGUCUUUUCCCUUUGGAUCACGACACAAUUAUACGGUUCGACGCGGCUUUACGCAAUGGCUCGUGCGGAAUCUCGCAAAGCCAAGUGCAAGUCAGAAAGUCAAGAGGAUCUGCCAAUUUGA